AGUAAAGACAAGAAAUCAAUCAUGAACUUCUCCUGGCUUGCCGUUCUCCUCUUGGCCAUCUUUGCCAUGACUGCAUCCGCCGACAAGUGCUCAGCUCCCUUCAAGAAGGAGGGAAAUCAGUGUGUUUCCAACCGUACCAUUCGUGGAGAAUGCCCACACAACUCCCAAUAUAGUGCCAAGAUUAACAAGUGUGUUCACAAGUAA
This is a messenger RNA of Drosophila serrata, 204 nucleotides long. RefSeq lists its product as uncharacterized. NCBI's taxonomy places the organism in Eukaryota, Metazoa, Arthropoda, Insecta, Diptera, Drosophilidae. The record is from RefSeq and is a predicted model, not a curated record.